Molecule: messenger RNA, 4682 nt
Organism: Haliotis rufescens (red abalone)
Lineage: Eukaryota; Metazoa; Mollusca; Gastropoda; Lepetellida; Haliotidae
Product: neuronal acetylcholine receptor subunit alpha-10-like
Exons: 7
Coding region: 1952-3466 (504 amino acids)
Biological process (GO): signal transduction; chemical synaptic transmission; nervous system process
Cellular component (GO): postsynaptic membrane; neuron projection; synapse
Molecular function (GO): acetylcholine-gated monoatomic cation-selective channel activity; transmembrane signaling receptor activity
Source: RefSeq, a predicted model, not a curated record
ACGCCGGGUGUCUUCGUUGGUUGCCACAAACACCAGGUGCUAUUGUUUGUUGUAAAUUCCAGGUAUUGCUGCCAACACCUAGUGUCGUCGCUGAUGCUGUUGCGCCGGGUAUCGUCGCUAUCGUUGUCAAAACCCGGUGUCUCCGUGGGUUUCUGUUGACGCCGACUGUGUUGUCAAGAAAAGAUAAAUCCUCUUCUGUGUUUCUUUGAGAAUCAGUGACACUGGAUUGUUACACUGCCAUUGAUUUGGAAUAUAUCACUUUUCUGUAUUGCAUUGAGAAGGGGUGACCAUUGUCCUAUCAAUAUAGCAUACAAAGGAUCGGAAUAUUGAGGAAUUACAAGACUCAAAGCUUCUGUUGUGAGAAGGUCCAACAGCGGUCAUCGAUGAUGGAUUAGGGUUUGAUGGUUUGGUAUCACGCGGAUGACGUGAGCCACAACUGACUAAAUAUCCGCUUGCUCGGGACAAAGGACAGUGUCCGACUUGGCUGAAGUUAAAUGUGACCCAAACGGUCGUAAUCACAAAUAUCGUUCAUGCUCGCGCAUAGUCAUCACACUCUCGGCGACAUAUCUCGCCUGCAGAUGGAAGAGCCCUGAUCCAUGCUGACUGACCACGGCGGCUGACAAGAAAGUUGUGAGAGUAAAGACGAGAAGCCGUUAUCGACAAGUAGCGGUGUGGAUACUUUAAGCUGGUGCAUUUGCUGGGAUGCAGCAAUCAGCCUCCCCACGUGUAUCACAGGAUACAGCACUGAGUGGCUGCAACAAGCAUCAACCUACGAGAAAGAGACUUUAGACUCGAGGGAUGAAGCGAGUGACAACUGCCACGCUUUGAAGUCAAGCGAUGUGCUGCUUUAACGACCGCAGCAUAUAUUGAUGGAGGAGUAUAACAAACUUCGUAGCACAUUGUAUCACCGGCCCAGUAACGGAACCAACGCGGUGGCAGUGCGCACGGUGAUUUAAGAGAUCAUACAAUUCCCUGGGAAUAUAAGCGGUAUAUGUACACUAUACUAUGGAUUAAGUGACAGCUGUAUAUUGACGAUACCGUAUACCUUAUUUGUGUGGAACUAGUUCAGGUAUAGACUGCGUGCAUAGUUAAUAAAGAGACACUAAUAUAUACAACCUGGACUUUAAAAAGAAGAUACCUAGGUACUUGGAGUUUGGAGUUUCGUCAACCACAGACAACAGUUGGCGGUUCACAAUCAACAGCGGCAACGAACCCGGCUUACAAAAGCGUCUGUUCCAAUUGCAGAAGAACGGUGGACAAUAAAUCCAAUUUGAAAGUUGUGUUAGGGACCAUCACAAUUGUUAGAUAUCACUGCAUAGGAGAAGGCAGCUCGUUCUGCCGCAUCGAAGACCGAUUAUACUGACUGCACAGGAUAUACAAUCAACAGUAAGGAGAUGGGUAGCGCUUACAUCAUGUUUUUCACAAGACGCGUCUCAGAAAGUAACCCAGGGACUUUCUCGUUACAUACGAAGGCAUUAGAGCAGUGAUUUUAUUCUAGCAGCCUUUACACGAAAAGUCAAAGGUCUUAAUGAUCCAGAAUUGCGUCGUGGCAAAAAGACAAGUUGGAUUUCAAUACUGGUCAUUGUUAUUGGUUUCGCUCAAACACGCUGAAGCCUUGAGCUUUAUCCAGGACACGGGAUAACAUACUGUUAUAGUAGUAACAGACACACUCUCGCUACUGUUAUAUGUAUGAGAGGAGCUGUUGGGAAUACUUCAAGUUGUCGAAGGUCCUCAGUGUUGGUGUGAGCUGCUAGCUCACAGUUUGGUGUGAGUUCAAGAUCACGUUUUGGCGUGAGUUCAAGAUCACAUUUUGGCGUGAGUUGAAGAUCACAUUUUGGUGUGUGUUGCAAGAUCACUUGUUGGUGUGUGUUGCAAGAUCACUUGUUGGUGUGUGUUGCACGGUUACCUGUUGGUGUGUGUUGCAAGAGGUGUUGUAUAACGGCUCUGCAACAUGUGGGGCUCCAUGGUAAACUCCUGGAUAUCUACCGUGGUGAUGAUGAUGAUGUUCCUGUUCCAAGCAUCUGGACAGGGGCAGGAUGAUUAUUUCCCAGAACCGAGGAAAAUGUCCAACGAACAGCGGUUAAUGCGAGAACUCACGGAUGAGUACGAGACUUCAGUGAGACCUGUUUACAGCGCCGCUGACGCAGUGGACAUCGGCCUCGGUUUGACCUUGACCCAGAUCCUGGACUUGGACGAGAAAAACCAAGUUCUGACAACAAACGUGUGGCUCGAGGCGGAAUGGUACGACGAGAGACUGAACUGGAAUUCCAGUCUGUUCGGAGACAUCACCUCCAUCAGGAUCCCGUGCGAGAAGAUAUGGCUGCCAGACAUCGUGCUGUACAACAGCGUGGACGACUACACAUCCGGGUACAUGCCGAGCCUCGCUAUGGUGUAUAACGACAGCCGGGUGUUCUGGGGCCCUGUCGUAAGGUUCCGCAGCUCGUGCAAGAUCGACAUCACAUUCUUCCCCUUCGACGACCAGCUGUGUAAACUGAAGCUUGGAUCGUGGGCGUAUAACGGGUUCCAGGUUGACGUAUGGAACCGAUCCCACACAAUGGAUCUCUCCAACUUCGUCGACAACGGCGAAUGGGAGUUGAUAGGAGUCAAGGUCCAGCGCAACGUCGUGGUGUACAAUUGUUGCGAUGAACCCUUCCCGGAUGUGACGUUUUACAUCCAUCUGCGCAGGCGCAUCAAGUACUACUUCAUGAACAUCAUCAUCCCUUGCAUCAUCCUGUCGUUCCUGUGCCUGGCGGGCUUCCUGCUGCCCCCGGAGAGCGGGGAGAAGAUCACCCUUGGGCUCUCGGUCCUCCUCACCAUCACCGUCUUCAUGCUCAUGGUGGCCGACAAGAUGCCACAGACCUCGGAGUCGAUAUCAGUCAUUAGUAUCUAUCUGAUGGUUGUCCUGGCAACAAGUUGUCUGUCGGUCCUGUCCUCUGUCCUUGUCCUCGGCAUCCACCACCAGCGAGGACAGCCCAAGCACGUGCCCCACUGGCUGAAAAUCGUCAGCUUCACCGUCCUCUCCCCCGUGCUCUGCAUCAAGAAGCCAGGUCAACAAACCAGGAGGCGUCGUCAAGCCAACAAGGACAAGAAAACCUCCAAGAAGUGUCGCGUCGCCAUGGAGGACCAGGAGUUCGUCAAACUCGACGCACCGAAACCAGAUUCUAUAGAGCAGGUAGAAACGCCACCUAUGGAAGCAAGGGGAGGUCACUCUAGCGAACGUCCUGUGCCAACCGUUAUGGAAUGUGUGUCGUCAAAUAAUUAUAGUUCUGUCGUGAGACAACUCAUGAAUCUUAUCCAUAAAAAGCAUAUUGAGGAGUUGAAGGAGGACGAGAUUUUCCGAGAGUGGCGGGACGUUGCCUUUGUGCUGGAUAGGCUGUUGUUUGUAGUGUUCCUCUUCGCGACAGUCAUCUCUACUGUCUUUAUACUGGAGAUGAGACCUGACACCAAGAAAUUCGACUCCAUCUAAGACAGUGUUUGUUCUUGUUGCUAGUUCGUGUUUUGUUGCGACAUCCAAGUGUUGCCACUGGAUGUUGAGUCAUGAGAUCUAGCUGAAUCAACACGUGGGACAUUGCUAAUCGAAUCCCUCAUUCGGAGCAACUUCGGGAUUUUCCGUGAAUCUCCGGCAGGGAGAUAUAUAUAUAUAUGUAAAAUAUCACCUCGACAUAUUGUGAUAUAUAACUUCACAUUCCGUUCAUGGUUGUAUUUGAGAGAGUGUGUAUAGUCUAGUCCUGAGUGAGGCGUCGUGAGGUAGUGCUAAAUCUGUGAGACUUGGUAUGUGUUGUUCUCUUUGAACUUUCAUUUAAAUGUGGAACAAUCACUAUAUACUGUAACCCCGUUUAUAUGGACGGUAUCAUACUGAUAAAUAAAAAUUGGGAUGAGGGACCGACCAUUUGAUAAAUUUGGAAAAAAAUAGGUUCUCCAUUGUUACUGUUAAAUGCAGACGCUGGAUGUCUAGAAAAACAAAAAUAUUAUGCACACGCACACACACGCACACACAUACACACGCACGCACACACGCUACUCCAAUGAAUAUCGUUACAUGAGCCUUGUUGUCACCUUCCAUGUUAAACUGCAGCAUUUUAUUUCAGUGGGCUAGAACUAUAAAACCGACAUUAGUCCUGACUAAAACAAGUAGACACGCACACACGCACGCACUCUUAUAGUGAAAGAAUUUUGAACGCGUCGUUAAUCCAAUUGGACUUCAUCCAUCAAAUGGUCGGCCCCCCUUCAAAUCAUGAGAGCUUAGUAAUAUCUGUGCACUGUGUAAUUACGUAUGGAUGUCCCUCAAAUUACAAGGUCAAGGAGGCGGGUUUUUUCUGACUAUCGAGGUUCAGUUGUUUAACAUCUAACAUCCCUAAUAAUCAUUAUCAUAGGGUCACAGGUUUCCGGACAACAAAAACACAUUUGGUUUGUAUAUUGAUCCGUAUCUAAACAUUUACUAAACAGAACACACCAUGUUGUGUAUGUCUGAAACAAACACGGUCGCAAACCCGAACCUCAAGCGUUGAGUCCGAAUACCUAUGCCCCGCCCACAUAAUGUUACAUAUAUAUUGAUUUUGUUUUAUUUAGGUGACGGGAGUAAUCAGCUUCCAUAUUAGGAUGAGUCACGUGGUGUCGUCAUUUCCGGCACGUGUGUCAUAUGUGUGUAUGAUGGUUUUAUCUAGUAAACGAUGGAAAACGUG